UUGUUGACGCCUCGCUUGUCUAUCAUUCGCAUGAGACAAGUAAGGCAAAAGAUCCCUCUUCUUCUCAUCCCAUAUUCUCUUCUCAUACAUCAAACUCAUUUUACUCCGAUGAAUCCAGUAGCAUUGAACAUUCAACAAGAAUAAAAUUUAUAUCUGGACAUUCGGUUACAAGACCAAUUAUUCUAUCGACUUCAAGCAACUCAAAUUCUGUCAGAGUUAAUCAAAAUAUUAAAAAGUCCCUCAAACUUGAAACAUUUAUGGAUGAUGAAUUACAAUGCCGACAAGAAAAUAAUUCUAUUGCAUCAGAUGAUUCGCGAUCCGCGUCUCUUGCUCAAAUAUCAAUUGUUAAUAGACCGGCAAGCCGUUCAAAACUUUACCGCAGGUCCUCUUUGAAAGCCCCGGUGGAUGCAGAUCAGACAAAAAUUUUCAAUCAACCGCGUAGUUCUUCCACGGAACUUGCAAUGUCCUCAGAUAACGAAAGUAAAAUCAAAUGGAAUGAAGAGAACGUACACAUUACCUGUAAUCCUCUAUCAUCACCCUAUCCAUACUCUACUCCUUGCCACAAAAAAGAACGCAUACGAGAUACCCAGGUGCAGGAUGAGGAACCUAAACCACAUAGCUGUGGAAAGUUCCUACCGAUAUUGUCUCUGAUUCCCCUAACACUUGUCAGUUUUCAGUAUCUCAGUCCAAAGAUGAAGUUUUCAUGGUGGCGUAAUAAAAUUUCGUGAAGGCACGCCUAACGGGCAUAUUAUCAUGACUUGAGCAAACUUUUAUUACUAUUAGUUCGAGUCGGGUGUAAUUUGUCAAACAAUUUGAAACCUAUUACCUCCUAGUUAGAACUCACUCCUCGCCAACUAGAGGAAGAGCCUGUUUCGUCCUCUCGUGUCUCGUAAUCCUUAAUUAGGACAUGUAAGCACGGAAUUUAUGUAGUAAGAGAUAAGAGAAUCCUAUGUGACGAGAGAAUGCUCAUUCUUUAUAACAGAUAAGUUACAUUUUUUCGAUUAUCAGCAAUCUUAAAUCCUUCUUUCAUCGUUUGACAAAUAUUUCCAUCUAAACCAUUGCUGUCAUCAAAUUGUUUUUCUUUUUUUACUUUUUUAUUUUAUUUUCAAUAUGCAAAAACCAUGUAACAAUAGUCUUAUAUUUUUUAAUAAAAGUUUCAUAGAUAAGAGGAUUAUAUUUUUUAUAGUCAAAUUGAAUCCGCCAUAACAAUAAUUCCAAAGGCACAAAACGAUUGAUUCGUCAGUGUAUGAAAAAUGAGCAGUAUUGAUAUCGGGGGGAGCGGGGAAGAGAAAACUGUGAUCGUAUAUAUGAAAUGUGUGUAAUAAUUCUGUGCUUUAUGCAAAUAUCAUUACUAGUUAUGCAUGCCAUAAUACAAGCAAACAUAUAAACUUCUUCUUUCAACUUAACGAACCUCAUUAUUGUUAUCAUUCUCAGUCUAAUUGUAUGGAUAAAUAGCCUCACCUCAUUUAAAAAAAAAUUAAGAGAAAAUAGAAAAAAUAACAAUAAAAAAGAAAUUCAAGUCAUCGGUGCACGUCUACAUUGAAAUGACUAAUCUUCACAGUAGAUGAGAAUAUUGAAUAUGUACCUAGGUAGAUAAAUGCAGUUCGUAUUAAUGAAGCGGAAUCAUCAUAUAAAUUAGUUUUGUUGUAACUGUUAUCAUAAAUAUCUCUAUAUAUAUAAUUGUCUUUCGCGCAACGUUUAUUCACAUUAUGCGUGUAAUAAUUGUUCUCAAUUUUAUUUGUACCAAGAAUAUUUAGUGAAAUUCUCAAUGCGUGGAUACGCACGUCUGGUGUCGGACUGACGAUUAAGUACCUGUAAGUGUGAAAGUAGAUUAAUACGGAAUUAGUGAUCGACGUUUUAAAGGUGGUGUAUGAAUUCUGCGCAUUCCUACAUGGCCAAUUUCACUCUGUUAAUUCUCGACGUUUAUAGUAUAGCUGCUAUUAAUAGAUAAAAUUAUUGCACUCUGAUCCAUCGAGUGGUAGGUGGCAAAUUAUUGAAUCGAAGCGUCUAUAUUGUUACUCUAUGCUUUGUGAAGUAGAGUCUAUACUGUAAAUCUGCCCAUGUCAUCUGAUGAUUUGGUUGGCAGUUGAGCCAUGUAACGAGAGUAAGUUUUUAUUCAAAGGUAGCUGAACAACUGGAUCUUAUUUACUUUUAUAAUUGUAAAUGUUAUAGAGAUCACAGGGUACAGAUGAAAUUAUUGAAUGUAAUGCUUAAUUACUGUUAUUGAUAUGAUACAGAAUAGUAGCAUGUGCUGUUAGUAUUUUCAUAAAGAAAUUUUUUCCGAUCAUUGACAAUUAGUAGUAAUUGAUUAGUCGUCAUUUUGUUUCUGUAAAUUUCUUUUCUCAGGUACGACGAGUCUUUCAAAUAGUGUACUAGACGAUCGUCAAUAUAUGGUUCCUUGUCGCAAUCUUAGUUAAUUACAUAAAUGAUAACAUGUACCUCCAUUUCGAUCCAUAGAUAUUUUUUAUGCCCUUUUACAAAGUCUUUGGCUACUCAAUGGCCGAUAUCCCUGAUUGUAUCAUCGGCUCUUUUCAUCUGUGGAGUCAUGGAAAGUAUAAGAUGAACAAAUCGGUGUUACUACCAGAGCAUUCAAAUAAUAAUCCUCGAUGAAGUAUCCAAUGACGUUGAGUACUAAACCUCUGGUGAAAACUAAUGAGUGAUAACGUUUUACUCAAUUUCGAUAAAAUCAGAUUUUCCGAUCUGAAAUAUGUUAUGUCAAAAGUCAGCAGCUACAAAUUGUUAGAAAGUAAGAAUUUUAAUUGAAGUAUGUUACAGUUAUGCACUAUUGUAUACCUAUGUAUACACGGGUAGAUCAUCGUGACAUGUUCCAAAAUGAUGAUAAUUUGCUGUAUGUAAAUACCACACCAUCAAUCAUUAUUGCAUGUUAAUAAACAGAACUAAUUUAUGUAUUCUAUCGAAAAAUAAAAAUUAUAUUUAAUCUGGGA
Molecule: messenger RNA, 2945 nt
Organism: Athalia rosae (coleseed sawfly)
Lineage: Eukaryota; Metazoa; Arthropoda; Insecta; Hymenoptera; Athaliidae
Exons: 1
Coding region: 258-728 (156 amino acids)
Source: RefSeq, a predicted model, not a curated record